Colletotrichum gloeosporioides is the source of this 309-nucleotide messenger RNA. RefSeq lists its product as uncharacterized. Bases 1 to 309 code for a protein of 102 amino acids. The record is from RefSeq and is a predicted model, not a curated record. NCBI's taxonomy places the organism in Eukaryota, Fungi, Ascomycota, Sordariomycetes, Glomerellales, Glomerellaceae. The transcript has a single exon.
AUGCGCCCCGCCGCCAUCCUCACCCUCGCCUUCGCGGCCUACGCCUCCGCGUGCGCCAGCUACAACGACUGCCACUGCUACGACAGCAACGGCGUGCCCAACAACGGGGCAACCAAGUCCGUGUGCGACCACUUCGGCGGCAGCAUGAUCAAGGCGGAGCGCGAGUACGGCGCGAGCACAACGUACCAGGAGUGCGAGGUCAAGACGUACGGCGGCGCGUCGAGCUUUGAUAACUGCGACUGGCGGAGGCGGUGCCAGGGCGCGGGGGCGACGGGGGCGGAUUCAAGCUGUCGGUCCAAGUAUCCUUGA